This is a messenger RNA of Myzus persicae (green peach aphid), 1932 nucleotides long. RefSeq names its product zinc finger BED domain-containing protein 1-like. Bases 1 to 1932 code for a protein of 643 amino acids. The record is from RefSeq and is a predicted model, not a curated record. NCBI's taxonomy places the organism in Eukaryota, Metazoa, Arthropoda, Insecta, Hemiptera, Aphididae. The transcript has 4 exons. Gene Ontology annotation, molecular function: DNA binding; protein dimerization activity.
AUGUGUUCAGCUGUGUGGAAUGCUUUCACUAAGUCCGAGUGUGGAACUCGGGCAACUUGUGACAUAUGUUUCAAAGGCUAUUCGAAUUCAGGAAAUACGACAAAUUUAUGGAAUCAUUUAAGUAGUACUCACAAAGCUGAAUACCACGAACUAAGAAAUUCAAAGAAAAAAGAUCAAAGCAAUACUAUGAUCCCGGAAAACGAUACACUUGAAUUAACAUCAUCACAAGAUACAUUAGAAUUAACUGAUUCGUCCUCCUCAGAAGUACCAUAUAAUAGUAACUGUCAAAAUAAUGUAACCAAGAAGUCUAAAUUUGAACCUAAACAAUCAUCUAUGAAGUCCUUCACUUUAACUCCAAAUUCAAAACUGAAAUUGGAUAAAGUUCUGGCAUAUUUCAUUUCUGUUGAUAUGAUGCCUUAUAAUUUGGUAGACAAAGAAGGAUUUAAACUAUUUGUCAACUCUUUAAAUCCUAGUUAUCGACUGCCUAGUCGAACCACAUUGUCUAAUAGAAAAAUUCCAGAUCUAUUCAAAGAAACUAAAAUGAAAGUGGAAAGCAUUUUAUCUAGUACAACAUUUUUAUCUUUGACAACUGAUUGCUGGACAUCUGUAGCACAAAAACCAUUUAUAGCUUUAACUGGACAUUUUAUGGAUAAAAAAACAAUAUGCCUUGGGUGUCAAGAAAUGUCAGACAAUCAUACAGGAGAAAAUUUGGCAGAUGCUAUACAGCUAAUCUUACUAGAGUAUGAUCGAGAAAUAAAUGUUGGUAUUGGAGCGAUAACAACUGAUAAUGGGGCUAAUGUAUUAAAAGCAGUAAAUAAUGUAUCAAUUUCACAUGUUUCUUGUUUUGGACAUAGCUAUAAUAUAGCUAUAAAAAGAGUUUUCAACUUAGAUCAAGUUAAAACUGCUGUUAAUAAAGUUAAGGCAAUUCAGAACAUUUUUGGUUAUAGUUGGACGGCCAUUAGAGAAUUGUCCAUUGAGCAACGACGCUAUGGGUUACCAACUGUGAAAUUUCCAACAUAUUCAAAAACAAGGUGGUGGUCAUUGUUAGACCUAAUAGAAAUAGCCAUAUCUCAAGAAUUAGCAUUAGCAUCAUUUCUAAGAAGUUAUAAAAAUGGCAUUCACAAAGACAAAAUGUAUAAUGAAGAAGAAAUGAUUGUCUUAAAAACAUUAAUACAUGUUUUACAGCCUAUUCGACAAAUUUCAGACAAUCUUGCAGGUGAAACAUUUGUAACAGCAUCGGCAAUUAUACCAGUCAUAAAAAUUGUAGAAAAUAAACUAACAGAAACCGCAACUAAUGAUAAUGAAAUUAAUAUUGAUCAAACAUUGAAAAAAACAGUUCUUCAAACAAUAGUUGAUUUGCUUCAUGUUCGUUACAAUAAUAAUGAUAUUUUAAAAAUUUGUACAGUGCUUGAUCCUAGAUUUAAGUUUGACGUGAUUUCUUUGGAAACUCAUGAUGCAGAAACCUCAGCAAUAAAAACUCUUAUUAAAGAAGAAUGUAUUGAAGCUUGGGAAUAUUGGAUAAAAACUUCAAAUAAUACAUUAAUUAUUGAUUCCGAACCACGAACAAAAAAACAAAAUGUAGGAUUGACCGCAAUAUUUGAUACAUUUAAUCAUACACAAUCUACUGAUAGAGAAAUUUCAUUAUCUGAUGGAAUUGAUAAAGAGAUUGACGCCUAUUUUCAAGUUCCAAAAAUACCAUGCAAUCAAAGCUCUUCGACAUGGUGGUUUUCAAAUGGAAGUAUGUUUCCAAAGCUUCAUAUUAUGGCUAGAAAAUACUUGUGUAUACAAGCUACAAGUGUGCCCAGUGAACGAGUCUUCAGUAGAGCUGGAAAUAUUGUUACGGAUCAUAGAGCAUCAUUAAGUGAUGAACACUGCUCACAACUGAUAUUUUUAUCUAUGAACAAGAAGUUCAUAGAUAAACCGUUUUUUUAA